Messenger RNA from Stegastes partitus (bicolor damselfish), 2256 nucleotides. RefSeq names its product calpain-2 catalytic subunit-like. The record is from RefSeq and is a predicted model, not a curated record. The transcript is spliced from 21 exons. Lineage: Eukaryota; Metazoa; Chordata; Actinopteri; Pomacentridae. Bases 50 to 2143 code for a protein of 697 amino acids. Gene Ontology annotation, molecular function: calcium ion binding; calcium-dependent cysteine-type endopeptidase activity. Gene Ontology annotation, biological process: proteolysis. Gene Ontology annotation, cellular component: cytoplasm.
UUUGUUGAGAAGAAUCUGCGGAGUUUUGUCGAACCUCUCUGGCUGCAUCAUGUCGGGCGUGGCGUCCACUCUGGCCAAGAAGCGCGCUCUGGCCGCCGGAUUCGGAACCAACUCCAACGCGGUCCGGUACCUGAACCAGGACUUCGCGGCGCUGCGGGCGCAGUGUCGCUCCGCCGGGAAGCUCUUCUGCGACCCCACCUUCCCCGCAGCGCCCGAGGCUCUGGGCUUCAACGAACUGGGCCGCAGCUCCUACAAGGUCCGGGGAGUCACCUGGAAGAGGCCCACGGAACUCGUCUCCAACCCCGAGUUCAUCGUGGGCGGAGCCACCAGGACGGACAUCUGCCAGGGAGCUCUGGGUGAUUGCUGGCUGUUGGCAGCCAUCGCCUCUCUGACCAUGAAUGAAUAUGUGAUGGCCCGAGUAGUUCCCACCGACCAGGGCUUUGGUGACGACUACGCCGGCAUCUUCCACUUCCAGUUCUGGCAGUUCGGUGAGUGGGUGGACGUGGUGAUCGACGACCGGCUGCCCGUCAAAGAUGGAGAGCUGAUGUUCGUCCACUCGGCCGAGGGCAGAGAGUUCUGGAGCGCCCUGCUGGAGAAGGCCUACGCCAAGGUGAACGGGUGCUACGAGGCUCUGUCCGGCGGCUCCACCACCGAGGGCUUCGAGGACUUCACCGGAGGCAUCGCCGAGAACUACGACCUGAGCCGACCGCCGCCCAACCUGUUCCAGAUCAUCAGGAAGGCUCUGGAGGCCGGAGCUCUGCUGGGCUGCUCCAUUGACAUCACGAGCGCCGCCGACUCCGAGGCCGUGACCCGGCAGAAGCUCGUAAAAGGCCACGCCUACUCGCUGACCGGCGCCGUGGAGGUGAACUACAGAGGCCGGAUGGAGAAGCUGGUGAGGAUGAGGAACCCCUGGGGGCAGGUGGAGUGGACCGGAGCCUGGAGCGACGGGUCGUCUGAGUGGAACUCCGUUCAGGGAGAAUGUCCAAAUGCCAACGCCGAGGACGGAGAGUUCUGGAUGUCCUUCAACGAGUUCCUGCGUCACUACUCCCGCAUCGAGGUCUGCACUUUGACUCCAGACGCCAUCGACGACGACUCGGUCAAACAUUGGAGCGUCAGCAAGUUCGACGGCAGCUGGAGGAGAGGAUCCACCGCUGGAGGCUGCAGGAACCACCCCUACACGUUCUGGAUGAAUCCUCAGUUCGUGAUCAGGCUGGACGAGGAGGACGACGACCCGGACGAUGGAGAGGUGGGCUGCACCUUCCUGGUCGGUCUGAUCCAGAAGAACCGCAGGAAGCUCCGCAAACAGGGCGAGGACAUGCACACCGUCGGGUUCGCCAUCUACGAGGUUCCAAAACAGUUCCAGGGCCAGAGGGAGGUGCACCUGGACAAGAACUUCUUCCUGACUCACGCUCAGACGGCCAGGUCCGAAACCUUCAUCAACCUGCGUGAGGUGAGCAGCCGCUUCAAGCUGCCGCCCGGCGAGUACCUGAUCGUCCCGUCCACCUUCGAGCCGCACCUCAACGGGGACUUCUGCAUCCGCGUGUUCUCCGAGAAACAGUCCGAGACCCAGCCCUGUGACGACCCGGUCAACGCCGAGCUCGAUGACGAGAUGGUGUCAGAAGAAGAGGUGGACGCAGGAUUCAGAGGCCUUUUCUCCAAACUGGCCGGAGACGACAUGGAGAUCUCUGCAGCGGAGCUGAAGACCAUCAUGAACAAGAUCGUGGCCAAACGAACCGACAUCAAGACGGACGGCUUCAGCAUGGAGACCUGCAGGACCAUGGUGAACCUCAUGGACGACAGCGGCAACGGGAAGCUCGGCCUCGGAGAGUUCGCGACGCUGUGGAAGAAGGUGCAGAGAUACCUGUCCAUCUAUAAGAAGAAUGACUUGGACAACUCGGGCACUAUGAGCACUCCAGAGAUGAGAGUCGCCUUCAAGGACGCAGGUUUCACCCUGAACAACACCAUCUACCAGCUGCUGGUGGCUCGAUACUCGGAGCCUGACAUGACGAUCGACUUUGAUAACUUCGUGGGCUGCCUGAUGAGGCUGGAGAUGAUGUUCAGAAUCUUUAAGAAGGUGGACGCCCACGACAGCGGCUCCAUCGAGCUCGACUUCAACCAGUGGCUGAACUUCGCCAUGAUCUGAUCCGGAGCCUCCGCCUUCCCGCCGCUCGCAGUAUUCCAGCUUCUCACCUGUUUGCUCUGAGCACCGCCUCACUGACCACAUGUAGAGUCAAUAAAGUCCCACAACGACCUGCA